Messenger RNA from Vicia villosa (hairy vetch), 3429 nucleotides. Its product is annotated as pentatricopeptide repeat-containing protein At5g44230. The record is from RefSeq and is a predicted model, not a curated record. Lineage: Eukaryota; Viridiplantae; Streptophyta; Magnoliopsida; Fabales; Fabaceae. The transcript has a single exon. The coding region runs from base 232 to 2079 and encodes 615 amino acids. Gene Ontology annotation, molecular function: zinc ion binding; RNA binding; protein binding. Gene Ontology annotation, biological process: RNA modification.
UCAUUGUAAGAAAAAAAAUUUAAAAAAAAUUUUAAAAAUCUCUUCGAUGCUCUUGGGAACUAAAGAUACUAAUUGGAAUUUCUCUCUUUUCUUUCACUAUAAUCUCCCGUUUUCUAACAGACAGAGACCGUUGCUUAUUGGCUGAUCAACAAACAAACCCAGCAUGCAGCAGCCAUAUGAAGUGAACGCAUAACUAUUCCUGCGAAAACUUCACCACUUUAUUAGAAGAAAAUGGUUGGUCGAAUCCGUGUUCUGGAAUGGGAAACAGUCCGAACCAUCGAAUCUCAUUGCACCACACUCCACCACGCAAAACAAGUCCACGCCCACAUCUACCGCAACAAUCUCCACCAAUGUUCCUACGUCAUCACCAACCUCCUCCGUUUCCUCACCAAUCUCCCUCACCUCCCCGUUCACUCUUACCCUCACCUCCUCUUCUCACAGGUCCAUUCUCCUAACCCUUUCCUCUACUCCGCUCUCAUUCGCGCUUACGCUCGUAAUGGACCCUUAUUCCAAUCCAUUCGUUUAUACUCUACCAUGUUGAAUAACAACAUUUCGCCCGUUUCGUUCACUUUCUCAGCUCUUUUUUCAUCCUUGAGAAACCCCAUUUUGGGAACUCAGCUUCAUGUUCAUGCAAUGUUGUUUGGGUUUGUCUCUGAUUUAUAUGUUGGUAACACAGUUAUUGAUAUGUAUGUGAAAUGUGGGCUUUUGAGGUCUGCAAGGAAGGUGUUCGAUGAAAUGCCGCACCGGGAUGCGGUUUCUUGGACUGAGUUAAUUGUGGCUUAUGCCAAGAGUGGGGAUAUGGAUUCUGCGCGGGAGUUGUUUGAUGGGUUGAAUGGUAAGGAUAAGGUUGCUUGGACUUCUAUGGUUACUGGUUAUGCUCAGAAUGCCAUGCCGAAGAAAGCGUUGGAGUUUUUUCGACGGUUGCGAGAGGCUGGCGUUGAGACGGAUGAGAUUACUUUGGUUGGUGUUAUUUCUGCUUGUGCUCAAUUGGGUGUUUCUGGGUAUGGUAAUUGGAUAAGGGGCAUUGUUGAGAGUUCUAGGUUUGGGUCUGCGAAUAAUGUUCUUGUGGGGUCUGCGUUGAUAGACAUGUAUUCUAAGUGUGGUGAUGUGGAGGAAGCUUAUAAUGUGUUUAAAGGAAUGAAGGAAAGGAAUGUUUUUUCUUACAGUUCUAUGAUUGCUGGGUUUGCAGUGCAUGGUUGUGCUCGUGCCGCGAUCAAAUUGUUUUAUGAGAUGUUGGAGACUGGGAUAAAACCAAAUCAUGUUACUUUUGUAGGUGUGUUUACCGCGUGUAGUCAUGCCGGCAUGGUAGAACAGGGUCAGCAUCUCUUUGGUGCCAUGGAAGAAUGUUACGGUGUUGUUCCAACUGCAGAUCAUUAUGCUUGCAUGGCUGAUCUUCUUGGUCGGGCAGGACACUUGGAAAAAGCGCUCCAGCUUGUUCAGACAAUGCCUAUGAAGCCCAAUGGAGGUGUGUGGGGGGCACUUCUUGGAGCAUCACACAUUCAUAGGAACCCUGAUGUUGCUGAAAUUGCUUCUCACCAUUUGUUUGAGCUUGAACCUGAUAGCCCGGGGAAUUAUUUAUUGCUGUCCAACACAUAUGCAUUGGCUGGAAAAUGGGAUGAUGUAUCCAGGGUCAGGAAGUUGAUGAGAGAGAAGCAAUUGAGAAAAAAUCCGGGGUGUAGCUGGGUCGAAGCAAAGAAUGGUAUUGUACACGAGUUCUUUGCUGGGGAUGUGAAACAUCCAGAGAUUAAUGAGAUAAAGAAGGCAUUAGAUGAUCUUAUGCAGCGACUGAAGGCUAUUGGAUAUCAACCAAAACUAAAUUCUGUGCCGUAUGAUAUUGAUGAUAAAGGAAAAAGGCUCUUACUUAUAUCACAUAGUGAAAAACUUGCUUUGGCUUAUGGACUGUUACGUACAGAUGCAGGUUCCACUAUAAAGAUUAUGAAGAACCUUAGGAUAUGCGAGGACUGUCAUAUUGUAAUGUGUGCAGCAUCCAAGGUUACAGGAAGAAAAAUUGUUGUGAGGGAUAACAUGAGAUUCCACCACUUUCAUAAUGGGACUUGCUCUUGUAAUAAUUUUUGGUGACCAAGGCUAGAUUGACAUGGAGGUGUAAAACAUGCAUAUUGGUGUUAGAGGAAUAACUUUGAAGGAAUGACCAUUUUUUGUUAUUGACAAAUGUAAAGAAUUGCUUUGUGACUGCCUACAGAUUAGCUAUUGGAUGAUAUAUAAAUUUUAAAUCAAUUCUGCCUCUAUUCACUCUACGGGGCUGUUCGAUUUAUCACAGAAUGGAGUUAAAUUAAAGAUGGAGAAGGCAAGGCGGAUAAAUUCUUGUGAGACCAUUGGUAGGUAUAACCAAUCAGAAGCUCACAAUGACUUAUGAGCAUAAUAUAAGAGCCAGUUGAGGUUCUCUGGUAUAUCUACAGGUGUAUCUACAGACACCAAUAUACAAGAGUUUUUUUUUUUGGUAAGGGCAACAGCUUGAUAAACUUUUUCGUCCAUAGCAAAGCAAAUGUCAUGCCAAUUUAUGAUCAGUGUAACAAUGUAAUAGUAAAUUCAAGUGACGCAACAGGGAGAUGAGAAACAACAAGCGCUGUAAUAGGGAAUAAAAGGAACCUUAUUAUAUUGGCUCUGGUGGAAUAGUGAAACUUCAAAUAGGCAGUGAGGAAUAAGGCAAUAGAAAGUAAUGAGGAGGUACAGAAGAAUCCAGCUAAAGGAAGCCCUUAUCUUUUUGGGUCUUCAAUUGGUUAUAGCAGGUGCCCUUUUUUAGUGUUACACUAGAGUUCUUAUGACCUGAUUAACUCAAAGAUAUUGUUGCUUCAAAAUAUAAAGCUUGCUUGAUCUUGUGAUUUCUCUGGGUACUAGUAUUUUUGCUCGCGCCGAGUUCAAGUUGUCAGAAUACAUACAAGCUCUCAUUCACACACAGCCAAUUCAUCAAUAUCACAUCAGAAGAACUUCAUAGCACCCUUUCCUGCUGUACCCAAAAAUGUAAUUGUAUAUCUGUAAUUCACAAUAUUGAAUCAAGGCAAGGAUUAAGUAGAAAUUUUGGACGGGUUUGGAUGUCAUAUUGCCUUCCAUCCCCAAGCUUUGCUUCAAAGAGAGUCCUCACUGAACUUCAUGAUAUUUCUCUAAUUCUGUGUUGAAAUUGAGUUAGUAUUUUGUAUGGCAGUGGUUCGUUACAAGUGGAAAAGUUUGGUCCAAAAUGAAUAACCUCAUGUUUGAGUAUUUGACAAUAACUUGUUUGAUCCUUUUCUUAGUCCACUCUAAGUUUUUCUCAGCUCAAAACUAUCAAUAUAAUACAUAUAUAAUUGCCUCUUUUUUUACCUAGUUUAUUUCAUUUUUUCUGAUCAGUUCCUGAAUUAAUAAAGCAUUACUAAACAUGCAUCAUGAAUAGUCUUAAACUGAUACUAUAAGCAAAAUGUACUUUGAACAUCCUUU